Molecule: messenger RNA, 10277 nt
Organism: Bursaphelenchus xylophilus (pine wood nematode)
Lineage: Eukaryota; Metazoa; Nematoda; Chromadorea; Rhabditida; Aphelenchoididae
Source: the annotation of a GenBank genome assembly
AUGAAGUCGGCCUUCCUCCAAAAGGUGAGGGUUUUGAAUUUUAAAACCGAGGGAACCGAAUAAUUUGCAGUGCCGCGUGUUUUGUCUCGGCCCGCAUUCUUCAGACUUGUCAUUUUCGGGAAUUGCAAUUCCCUCUUUGCCCCGAAUUCUUGGGAUAUAUGCUAUAAAUAUGGGUUGGAAAAAUGGUGGUUAGGCUAUGAUUCUGGGCAGUUAUGACAGAUGAAGAGGUUGGGGAAGGCGGUGGGGUCAGACAAUACGAUUUACAGUAGAGUUUUGAGUCUUUCAAGGGCCUACAAACUUAUUAAAACUAAAUGUUUGCGUUUUUCAGCUUACCAAUGCCUCGAAAACCCUUUAGAACCCAGAUUAAUCAUUGACUUAAUGUUUGCUCAAGGUUUGAAACAAUUCCUUAGUCCGUUGAAUAAGCCAUAAAUUCUUUGUUUAUUCUAUUCCAUUAUUUAUUAGCCGUGAAUUUUCUUUUGUUUGGCAAUUAGUUCUUGCUAUUAUUUGUUAAUUGUUAACUUAAGAAAACUUAAGAUUCAAGAUCAUUAAGAUAAAAUGUAUUAUAGCAAGUUUUUAUCUUUCUAUUUUUAUGAUUACAGCCGGAUUUCUUGUUUUGAGCUCUGGAAUUGACCGGUUAUUUGACCACUCAGACCCAAAAUUGAGGUCUGAUUACCGUAUAUCUCUUCUUAAUAGUUUUUAACUCUCGACACAAAAGAAAAGCCUCUUUUUGAAAUCCUUCCGUUCUUUUCUCGUGAAUUAUAAUUUUUGCGUUGUAAAAUAACAUAAAACAUCAAAAAAAAAUUCCAGGAAAAUAAGCCACCCCAAUUUAUCCCUCAUUCUGAACCUUUCGGGUUCCAAAAACCGUCGUCAGUUAUGGGAGACGAUGAGAAUUCAUCGACGGACGAGCCACCUACGAUGAAGCCGCCGACUAGAAGAGAUGAAAAGCCCGAAAAUCGUCGGGAAUCCCUUUGGAUGUCCAUGGGAAUCCGAUCGCCUCAGGAAGAGGAGGUCCUGAAGAGAGCCCAAAGUCUGCGAACUCGGAGAUUAUCGACCAAACAACGUCAAGAGACGAUCGAUGAGAUCACAGCGGUAGCUGGACAGAACGCUUCUUUGGAACAUUUAGGUGAGUUUAGGGUGAAAUACUCUGCUGAAAUGAACUGAACUUACAAUUAAACAAAUUUAAAGGGUUUUUGAAGCCAAUUGACAUUCGGAUGGGCCAAUUUCUAAAAAUACGCAUUACUGCUUGGCCUUCGGAGUCAUAGCACUUUUAGCAAAUUUAACCGGUCAAAUAUUGUUAGCUUGAGCAGUCAAAUAACCACAAGGACGGUUUUUGGCUCAAAAAAUAUCCUGAGAGCAUUUUUAAUUAACAUUUCUAAAUCGAGAUCCCUUAAGUUUCGGCUUUGAAUCUUCAAGGCUGUCAGAUUAUCCAUGCCGCUUGAUACCCUUUAUAUUCACCCUUUAGGGUAUUGUUUCCCCAUUUUGGAAGUGUGCAAGAGAAGAGGAAAGGAUUAAGGUCAUCAAAAUCCAAAACUCUUUCUAUUCUAUUGGGAACCUGUCGAGAAAAAAUUUGUUUAAAGAUCUCCUCCGAACCCACGUAAGUUUUCCCGAAGAGGUGGCGAUCUUUGGAUUGAGCGGAAAAAUGAGCCCUCAGGGCGGACCCUUGGGGUUGAAAAAUUCGGGGAAAGAGGAAGAGAAAGAACGGCAUAGUUCUGGCGGAGCUAGGCGCAUUUACGAAAGAAGAGGAAAAAUUGCUCCUGACCUAUUGUUUUUCUGUUUAGGAUAGGUCGAAAGUGGAUGUAAAUGGGUCUCCCUGUGGGACAGUAUGUGGACGUGGAACAGUUCUUGCGUAAGUUUCGGGAAAAUGGGCGUUAAUGACACAGGAUGUGGAAAUUGUUGACUGGGAUUUUAAGAGAACAUUGAUUUCUUAAGUCUUUACUCGGGUUGGGGAAGUUUAAGGUGUCCAAAGUUGUAGAACAAGGUUUCUCCGGUUGGGAAAUCAUGAUUUUAGCCUUGAUUUGAGUUUUUUUGUUCUCGCCGGCCUUAACGACUGGUUAGUCAGGCAAAAUUAUUGCAACCGCUCUUUAAUGCUUCUCAGCAGUCCUCAAAAUAUUUACAAACGUUCUUUGAUGAGCGUCCCCAAUCUCCACAAUUACGUGCUUCUCAACAAAGCCAUCCUUGCCCUUUUCUUUCAACUUUCGAGACCAGCCGGUCCUGCAUUUUCAACACUUGAUUUAUUCUUGUAUCGGGCCGUUCCUUGGGCCCAAAUCCCGCCAAAAAUUAGAAGCUCAUUGUCGACAGCUGCCCCCUCAGCAUGAUUUUAAAACAACGUCUGGCGCCUCAGACUUUGUUUUCCAUUUUGGAAUUUUUGACAUUGUUACGCAGCCUAAAGGCAUUUCCGUGGGAGCAAAGUUCUUUGGCGCCGUUCGUUGAAUUCGAGAGUGAACUUUGCUAACCAAAAAUCAGAAUCUAAGUAUCUAAUGGGCCAAAAAUCACAGAGUAUUUUGACAUUUUGUCUAAAUAUUGUUGUCGGAAGACCACUGUCCUUCUUCUACAACACUUUUUAAAGCAUUUCCCUUAUGAUCAUUCAUAAAUAAUCUCUGAACAGGGCUUUCCAAAUUCACUUGUUUUUAUCAACAACCAUACUUGGCCAACAAUACCAAUUUCUGAAAUAAUUUUUACGAGGAUUUACGGGGGAAUUUUAUUUAUGCUCUAUGGGCUCUCGACCCUCUCUUAUCCAUCCACUGCACUUUUUGGAAUGUAAAUAUAUUCUUUGUUGCAUAAAAUGCUCGUAAAGGGAAAAGUUUUGCAUUUUCUAAACAUUAUCAAACACCUUUAGGACUAUUUUGGCAGAUUUAGGCCUAAUAUCUGUUUUUGGGAUGCCUAAAAACCUUUUUCUGUCUAUGGCAACAUUCCCUGCGCACAAUAAAGUAUUCUUCAUGCCAUUACUCCAUAUCUAAAACGUCAAAGUUUCUCUUUUGUAUGCGAUUUCCCUGAUCUCUGUCUUACAUUUCUCAUGACAUUUGCUGACAAUUUUUGCUGUUUGAAUUGCAAAUAACAAAAAGAACGUGGGAAUAGUGUGCUGGACAUUAACGUAGGUGUUUGUUGUUGGGGUGAUUUUGUCGUUUGAACCAAGAAAAAAGAGAUUUGACACGUUUUUGGAAAUUUAAAUGUAAUGAACCCUUGCUCUUUGCUGAAAAUAAAAAAAAAAUUUGGAACUAAAUUCUAAGACAUUUCCCAUGUAUUAUAUUGUAGUAACCCCUUAGGCACGUCAUAUUUUCCGAUGUCGUCUCCAUAUACACUUCCUGAAAAGACUCGCCGAAUGAUGACGAAACCUGUUUCCAAAAAUUUCUAAACAGUUUUCUUCACAAUCGAAUUUUUCCGCGGCCUUUCCGAGCCCAAAUUCUAACUGCCUGCGGCAUUGCCGAAAGAAUAAAUAUUUGUGGCCUGAAAUUACGAAUGGCGAUGAGCGAGCGUUGAGAAGGAAGAGGAUUAGAGAGAGAAAGAUGACAGGAAAGAGCGGGCGAAAUAGAAGGUAGCAAAGAGUGAGAGAGAAGGGAAAAGAGGAGACAAAGAAGAUGGGUCGAGAAGAAUUGUGGUGAGUAUAGAUGAUGGAGGAUGUGGGGAAAAGAUUUAAUGGAUUUUUGAUUACCUCGAAUCUCUAAUCACAAGACGGGGCUAAAAAUUGGCCAAGGAAAACAUGUGUCCACUUAACUUUCCUACAAGAAUCAUAAGCCAUCCUUUUUUCUAAACUAUAAUUUUUUUCCGCUACUCCCAUGUUAAACUACAAUUGGAGUACUCGUUUCACACCUAAUGCUGUGUGCUGAAAUUUCCUUAUGACUCGAAAUUUCCUUCCAAAAUCAUUACGGCCGGUUUCUUACUUUCAACACCCUUUGCCUUUUCCUCAACCAAAAUAUAGUGCAAACAAAGAGGCGUCUAGAGAAAAGGAAAGAUUACACCAACCGAAGAGAGGCACAAACAUUUUCUUGGCCUUAAAAAAGCCCCGAGGGCUAUAAGCUCUCCGGGCAUUAGCAAUGUCCAGACGGGGCGCCGGUCGUCUGAAGGGAAAAAGCGGCCGAAAAAAUGGGGAUGAGGCGAGGAAGGGGAGAUGGCGCCGGAUUUUGGUCCAAAAAAUGGUCGGCCAUGUUCUUCUGGAUUCAUGUAGAUGGGCAGUCUGAUAAUUCAGGGGCUUCUUUUGUCAUUGUCUGUGGUUUUGUUUUGGUUUAGGGAUUAGAACGGAUUUUUGGUCGAAUCUUAAAUUUUUACGAUGGAAACUUGGAUUAUAUUGGGUGUUUUACGCUAUAGCCUUAUUUUUGGUGCAUUCCCCAAACGAAGAAUCCGAAAGACUUGUUUCAUCUGAAAUUUUAGAGUUUCCUUGGCCGAUUAAACUUCCUACACUAAAAAAAUCAAAUCCUGUCGACUUGAGGGCUUCAAGAAUUCAUUAGGCUUGCUCACUUGGACUUGCCCUCUUUUACCUGCACCAACAGCGAUUUGGACUUUUUGUGUUAUUUCCACUGCCAACUUUUAGCGAGAAAAGGCGUUUUGAUGGCUUGUGAUAUCUUUACCGUGUCAACUUCCCAUAUUGCAAUACUCGGAAAGAUUUUCAUUCAUUUUUUUCCUGUUCAGAGAUGACUUUGCUUUAAUAUGUUAUCAAAAUGUUAAAUUCGAAUCUCUGGUCCAUUUUCUAAAUUUACCUAAGGAUUAGUUGUCCGAGGGACCUCAUUACAUCCCAUUUUGGGAAAGUAAUUUGGAUCUUAAUGCACUAGGUGCACGGGAGUUUCAUACUCGGCGCACUUUCCUUGCACUUCCGGGAUUCUGACUCGGCUUCUUUUGCCCUUAGGGGGUCUCCUGUUUUCCUAAAUUUGUCCUCACUUCGACCUUAUUUUACUUUAUUAUUCCCAGCAAACACCUAAAUGCAAAGUCAAUUUCAUGUAUUACGAACGUAUCACUCAAAAUCCAUUUUUUACUUUGCUCCCAUUUAUUUACCAGUAGCGCUUAUCCUGUAUAUUACACUCGACUUCCUUUGGUUUCGAUUCCAAGUUGGCGUAUCAGCUUUCGGUUUUGUUUUAAAAUUAUUUUAUCGAAUGUUGAAUCGUAUGUUGACUGCAGGCCGGCUUCCUGGGUUGAGCGAGUAAAACUAUUUAAAUAUUUUCUGGGCCCCCGAAAAUGGAGGAGAAAACGGGCGCCGAUGAAAAGGAGCGAAAUAACGAUAAACGUAAGUUCCAGGAGGAAAAAGAUGUGCAUGUGGACUUCAUGGGGGUGUACACGAUUAUCUGACAAUUAUCUGACAGGUUUUGUCAUUUUCUAUUUGUCAUAAUCACGUCUAGAAUGCAAAAUGUUGCUGCUUUGCUCCAAAAUUUUACAAAAUUAAAUCACAAAGUAAAUAUAGUAAUUUUAAUAUACUCUUGAUUCUUUCGCAACAUGAAAUUUAUUUACGAUACUUGCCCCAAAAUGCUAAAUUAAAGCUUUUUGUUGCUUUUUCCCGCAAAGAUAGCCAACUGAUGUCAUCUUUACAUGACGAACAUGCCAUCAUAUGACGAUCUGCUAUUCCUGGAGGGUCUUCCCCAAUUUAAUGAAUAUUUAAUUGGACUAAUAACGAUGUGUCUGUUUACUUUACACUUUUCUGAGACACAACAACUUCGAAAUAAGGGGGAAAGGGGCGAGUGGACACGAUGUAAACAAAAGGCUGUAGAAUAUAGGGGAUUACUUAAACGGUUCAAAAUAAUUUGCAAAAAAAUAUGAGAGAAGUAAAAAAAUCAGAAAUCAUAGUCAUCAUUUUCGAAAUAAUCGAAAAUCUCGUUUCAGCGCCGGGUACCAGAGUCAUGUUUCUCCUCAAGGAGACCAGCGACUCCCCAGCUCUCUUCACCGAGAUGGGAGAACUGUUUCGUUCUGGGGGUACCGAGGAAUGGAAGGAAACCGCGAGAUGGGUCAAGUUCGAAGAAGAUGUCGAGGAAGGCGGAAAUCGGUGGUCAAAACCUCACGUCGCCACGUUGUCGUUACACGCAUUGUUUCAGUUGAGGUGAGCAGUCUUGAAAUUUAUCAUAGUGACUAUUGGUCAUCGUUUACUACAAAUGGAAACGACUCUUUUAAAUAUUUGCAAUAUUUUCUUUUAGAUCGUGCCUUUUAAAUGGUGUUGUGAUGAUGGAUUUGGAAGCCGACAACUUGGUUCAGCUUAUUGGUAGGCCAUUUUACGACCUUUUCCGUACAUCCUGUUUCUUCCUGCUAUUUUUAUACCUUCGUCAAAAUCCGACCCAAAUUUCGAGCCCUCAAUGAGCCAACUUUGACCGGAAAAUUAUAUAUUACUCAGUAAAAAUGAGGCUUUAAUCCAGCAUGCAAAAAACAGAUAACUGUAGUUUUAGCCCUCUGAACCUAAGCUUUCCCCGUUUUCCAAGACUUGCUUGGUCUUAUUGUUUUCUAAAAGCCCGGGUUCCUCGAGAUCUCUGCUUUACCCCACGCUUUUGCAUGCAUGUUUCGGAUCUCUGGCCAACGGCUCUUUUUUUGGGGGCCUUAACCAGAGAUCACACCCCGGCCGGUCGGUUCUCUGGUUUUCGAAGGCGGGGCUUAGGAGAGUUGCUCUUUUUUGAUUUCUCAAUGAGUCUUGAGGAACGCUGGUCAGGGUUUGCUAUGACGAAAAUGCUGAAAAAGCAUAUGUGUUUACAGUAUAAAGAAGACUGUUUAGAAAUCACUAAGAGUUCAAAAUCCAGUAGAAUUCUAAAGAGAAAAUAUGAAAAAAACUUGUUUCUUACAAAUAAAAUUUCAGAUAAGAUCUUGGAUGAGCUGAUUCAUUCUGGCCAAUUGGAAGAAUCCGAGAGGGAUGACGUCAGAUUAGUCUUGAAUCGUCGGCAUACUCAUCAGUAUGAACAGGUAAGCUACACCACAAAGAAGGCAAAAAAAAUAAUCAAAGAAAAGUAUCAAAAAGUAUCGAACCUUCCAAUAAGGACUAAAAUUCUAGGCUGGCCGAGCUACGAAUGGCACUGGAGCUCAACCUUCCGGCUUUUUGAAUGCAGUCCGAUCAAUUUCGGAUAUUGGAAAGUCAUUUUCGCACGGCAGGAAUCUCCACAAGCACGGGCAAGAGGAAGAUUCCCCGCAGAAGACCUCAAAUCAGUUGGAAUUGCCAAAAGUUGGAUCAGUUCCUAAGGACAUUACUCGCGAUGGCUCUUCCAGCGAUGUCUCCUUAAAGGGGAACACUCAUUUUAUGAAGAAACUGCCCGCAGGCGCUGAAGCUUCCAAUGUUUUGGUGGGAGAAGUCGACUUCCUCAACCAUCAUGUUACUGCGUUUGUUAGACUGAAGACGGCGUCGAUCUUGGGCGAUCUUGUCGAGGUCCCUGUGCCUACGAGGUUCCUGUUCAUUCUGCUUGGCCCGACCGGUCAUUCGGCUCAAUUCAAGGAGAUCGGAAGAGCCAUUGCUACUCUUAUGUCUGACGAGGUUGGUGGAUAUUUUGACUCUCUUUACAACCAUUGUCAAAAAAAAAUAUUUGGCUCUUUUUUAUCGCAUACUCAUCUAAUAUUGAUAUAACUGGAGUCUAACGAUCCCCAUAGUUUAGAUCUUUCAUGACGUCGCAUAUAAAGCGCGUCAUCGCGACGAUUUGCUUGAUGGAGUUGAUGAGUUCCUUGACCAAGUUACAGUCCUUCCUCCCGGAGAGUGGGAUCCGACAAUUCGUAUUGAACCACCCAGCAAAAUUCCGUCGCAGGAGAAGAGAAUGCAGGUACGUUUAUAUUUAAUUGCGCUAUCUUGGAUUUAGGUGCCAAAAGAUCUGUUAGAACAGGCACAAUCGGGAUCGCCAAAGAAGACCAAAAAGAUCGAGCCUGAAGAAGAAGAUGCUCAUGGCAGUGAUCCUGCAUUGAAGAGGACUGGCAAAUUCUGCGGUGGUCUUAUGGCAGACAUUAAACGAAAGUUACCGUGGUAUUGGAGCGACUACAAAGACGCGUUGAAUCUGCAGUGCGUCGCUACUGUGUGUUUCAUGUAUUUCGCUUUGCUGGCUCCAAUUGUUACCUUUGGAGGGUUGUUGGAAGAGGCCACUCAUCAGAGAAUGGUAAGAAUCCUUCUUAAUAUUACCAUUUAUGGAUUUAGGCAGCCAUGGAGAACAUCGCUAGUGCCGCUCUUUGCGGGGUUCUUUACCAUUUAUUCUCCGGCCAACCUCUUACAAUUAUCGGCUCAACUGGUCCGGUUCUUGUGUUCGAAACCAUUGUCUAUGAUAUGUGUCAAGGUCUCGGCUUGAAUUAUCUGAGCUUCCGAUUCUGGGUUCAUGUUUGGACAGCCGUUAUCUUGACCAUCAUGGUUAUGACGGACGCCUCUUCGUUGGUAUCUUAUAUCACCAGAUUUACGGAGGAGUCCUUUGCCACUUUGAUUGCCGUCAUCUUCAUCUAUGAGGCCAUGGUCAAGCUUUACAAAAUCAGCGACAACUUGGAUGUAAUUCCGGAUGCAAGGACUGGGAAUUGUCAUUGUUUACCGGGGAAUGCGACCUUGGCCGAAGUUCAGGCAGCAGCUCAUAAAUAUCAUAUGGAUAGUGCUGUGAUCCACGAUGGCAACCGUGUUCAAUACGAACAGGUAAGAUUAACUUUUUAAUACUCAAAAAGACUAGUUAGACCCUCUCUAACUUUUCUUAUCUUUCAGCUCGCUCUUGGCCAUUGUAAGAAACUUAUGGGCACUUUGUCCGGCGAUGGCUGUUUCGUUCUCUACGACAAGUUCCUGAUGUCCUUGGUCCUCAUGCUGGGAACUUUCUUCUUUGCCAUCACCCUGAAGAAGAUGCGUAAUAGCUGUUAUUUCCCCUCUUUCGUCCGUCAAGUUCUUUCCGAUUUCGCGGUUAUGAUUGCCAUUGUCAUCAUGACUCUGGUGGAUAUCGCGAUGGGAGUGAACACCCCCAAGUUGAAUGUGCCUUCCAGUUUCCGUCCCACUUACUCGGGUCGUCAAUGGUUCAUCUUCCCCUUUGAUGGGAACCCACUGUGGACUGCGCCUUUGGCCAUUAUCCCCGCUUUAUUGGCGUGUAUUCUGAUCUUCAUGGAUCAGCAAAUCACGACUGUGAUUGUGAACAGAAAAGAGAACAAACUGAAGAAGGGAUGCGGAUAUCAUUUGGAUUUGUUUGUGCUGGCCAUCUUGAUCGUGCUGGUUGGGAUGUUCGGACUGCCGGUUUACGUGGCGGCUACGGUCUUGUCGAUUAACCAUGUCAACUCGUUGAAAAUGGAGUCGGAAUCGAGGGCGCCGGGAGAAGUGGCGCAAUUCGUUGGGGUCAGAGAGCAAAGAGUUACUGGUAAGUUAUACAUGUACUUCUUAGUAUUGUUGUUUUUUCAUUCAUCUCACAAUCAUCUUCCAGGUAUCGCGACCUUCCUUCUCAUCGGCCUCUCGGUCUUCUUGACCAAGAUCCUCGCUCAUAUUCCAAUGCCGGUCCUCUAUGGUGUCUUCAUGUAUAUGGGUAUUGCUGCUCUCGGUGGAAUCCAACUGUUCGACCGUAUAUUGCUGUUGUUCAUGCCUAUGAAGUAUCAGCCCGACACAAUCUACAUUCGCCACGUCCCCAUCAAGAAAAUCCAUAUGUUCACGGCCGUGCAGGCCGCUUGUUUGGCCGUUUUGUGGGUGGUGAAGUCGAUAAAGAAGACAUCCAUUGCCUUUCCUAUUAUGGUAGGAUUAUUUUCGAUCUUUUUCUUGCUAUAACAAUGUGUAGCGAUCAAUUUAUCCUUUGAAUUUGUAGUUAGUUGUCAUGGUCGGAAUCAGAAAGUUGAUGGAGAAAUUCUUCUCCGAGAAAGAUCUCAAAUACCUCGACGACAAGAUGCCCGACUUCCAUCUUCGCAAGAAAGAAGACAUGAAGAGAAGGAGUUCCAAGCCAGAGGAAAUUGAGAUUGAUCUGGACGAGAAUCAAGGAACAAUUCAUGCCGUGAAAACAGAAGCUCAUCUUCACAUUCCCAUGACUUCAGGGAAUGUGAUUAAGAUUCCAUUGGCCGCGAUCCAAGACCAACCUUCGCAUAACAUCAAUAUCAGCAAGGAAGUGAACUCAAGCGGACUUUGGAGAUCGAUUACUAAUGACUCCAAGGAUAAUUUGAGAGCUGGUCAUAAGGAUAACAACCAGUAAGUGAUAGAAUAUAGACUAUUGGUAUAAUAGGUCAUUAAUUGUCAAGCAAUCAAAAACUCACACAUUUUUUUCAGUUCUCCCCGACUGGCUACUCCAGAUGAAGACGAUGAGGCCAUCACAAUCAAUGUUGUGAAGCCCUCUCCAGACGAAGGUCGCGCUGGGCAUAAUGAAAACGAGCCGCUGUUACAUAAGCGGAACAAGGACGAAGCCAGUCAUUAA